Molecule: messenger RNA, 5677 nt
Organism: Oncorhynchus tshawytscha (Chinook salmon)
Lineage: Eukaryota; Metazoa; Chordata; Actinopteri; Salmoniformes; Salmonidae
Product: low-density lipoprotein receptor-like
Exons: 17
Coding region: 262-2895 (877 amino acids)
Molecular function (GO): protein binding; calcium ion binding
Source: RefSeq, a predicted model, not a curated record
AAAUCUAAUAUUUCUCCCUGGCACUAGACCUAGACACAGGCGCACAGUAAAUCUUCUCUAUAUACCCAAACAACAGUCAUUCGUUUAUCCCAGUUUGUUUUAGCUGUGACUGCAACAUCCACAAAUAUAUAGAAGCAUCUCCCAGUUGAGUUGAAAUAGUGCUGUUCAGUAGGCUAGCUGUCAAACAUUUUGCGUGCCGGGUGGUCGAUAUUAGACCAAUAAGAAACACUUCGAAUUGCGUGGAAGCCCAAAGGAGAAAAGAUGCUACCGACUCGUGUGGGAAUCACCGGGCUGACAGCAUGUUGCCUGGUGUUGCUCUCCCACUGUUUUGCUCCUACAGAUGCUGCGUAUACAUGUGGGACAAGUCAGUUCAGGUGUGGCAACGGGAAAUGUAUCACCAGCCGGUGGGUGUGUGACGGAGGUGAUGACUGUGGUGACGGAACUGACGAGCUGCCAGCCGCCUGUGAGGCUAAGACCUGCCUGCCCACUGAGUUCAGCUGCGGAGGCCCACUGAACAAGUGUGUCUCCGGAACGUGGCACUGUGAUGGCAAAGCUGACUGUGACAAUGGAGCUGAUGAGAAGGGCUGUGCCGCAAAGAACUGCACCGACAACGAGUUCCGCUGCUCCAACGGUCAGUGCAUCGCCGUCUCCUUCGUGUGCGACAAGGACAACGACUGUUCCGAUGGUUCUGACGAGACUUCCUGUCCCACCGCCACCUGCGGUCCCAACGCCUUCCAGUGUAACAACACUGUGUGUGUACCGCGUCUCUGGGCCUGCGACGGCGACGCCGAUUGUGCCGACGGUUCAGACGAGUGGCCCCAGAACUGUGGCGGGAGGGACACCAAACCGACAACAAAGCCCUGUGGGCCACAUGAAUUCCACUGUGGGAGUGGGGAGUGUAUCCAUAGGAGUUGGAGCUGUGAUGGAGGCAAGGACUGUCAGGAUAAUUCAGAUGAAACCAACUGCAGUCGGCCCACUUGCCAGCCAGAUGAGUUUCAGUGUAAUGAUGGCUCCUGUAUCCAUGGUAGCCAUCAGUGUGACCGGCAGUUUGACUGCAGGGAUCUGAGUGAUGAGAUGGACUGCAAGAGCGUGGAUGCGUGUGAGGGCCCGAAUAACUUCAGGUGUAAGAGUGGGGAGUGCAUCACCGUGGACAAGGUGUGCAACGGGAAGAAAGACUGCCGAGACAUGUCCGACGAACCUAUCCGGGAGUGUGGAAACAACGAGUGUUUGACCAAUAACGGCGGUUGCUCUCACACCUGUACCGACCUGAAGAUUGGCUUCAAUUGCUCCUGUCCUGCUGGGUACAGUCUGGGGAAGGACAACAGGAAAUGUGAAGACAUUGAUGAGUGUGCUGACCCAGACACCUGUACCCAGAUCUGUGUGAACAUCCUGGGAAGUUACAAGUGUGAGUGUGAGGAGGGAUAUGAACUGGACCCCAAGACCAAGACCUGCAAGGCUGCCACAGGUACUGUCCCCUACCUGUUGUUCACCAACCGCCACGAGGUGAGGAAGAUGACUCUGGACCGUAGAGAGUACGUCCCUCUCAUCCCCAGACUGAAGAACGUGGUGGCCCUGGACAUGGACAUGCCUGGACACAAGAUCUUCUGGUCUGACCUGUACCACAGGAAGAUCUACAGCGCCGACAUGAACUUGGCAGGGAACUCCUCCCACCACAACGUGGUGAUUGACAGCCAGAUGGAGUCGCCGGAGUGCCUGGCCGUCGACUGGAUUCACGGUAACAUCUAUUGGACGGACAGUGAGCUCCAGACCAUCUCCGUGGCAACCACAGACGGAACACGGCGAAAGACAGUGAUCAGCGAAGGACUGGAGAAACCAAGAAGCAUCGUGGUGGACCCAGCCAAUAACUUCAUGUACUGGACUGACUGGGGCAACGAGGCCAAGAUCGAGAAGAGUGGGCUGAACGGAGCCGACCGCGUCGCCUUGGUAACGGACAACAUCAUGUGGCCCAACGGCAUCACUCUUGACAUGGUUAACCAGCGUCUGUACUGGGUGGACUCUAAGAUGCACACCCUCUCCAGCAUCGGCGUAAAUGGAGAAGGACGACACACACUCAUCUACAACGAGGACAAGCUGGCUCACCCCCUCUCUCUCGCCGUCUUCGAGGAGAAAGUAUUCUGGACCGACAUGGGUGACAGAGCGGUCAUGAGCGCCAACCGCCUGACAGGAAAUGACAUCACUGUACUGGCGGAGGACCUGAUGCAGCCAGAGGACAUCAUUGUAUACCACAACCUCAAGCAGCCCAUCGGAAAGAACUGGUGCACAGAGAAAAACUUUGUGAAUGGAGGUUGUGAGUUCCUAUGUCUACCUGCUCCCCAGAUCAACCAACACUCCCCCAAAUACACCUGUGCCUGUCCUGAUCACAUGACCCUCGGCCUGGACAUGAGGAAGUGUGUGGCAGCUCCAACAACUACCGCUCCCUCCACCACUCCCAAAACUGCAGCUCCCAUCCCUACCAGGGCCCCAACCAAACAGCCAGCCGGCCCCACUUCCACCACAACUACAACUACCACAACUACCUCCUCCGCCCGCCGGGCCCAGCCUCAGGACCCUGAUAGGUCCUCGACCACUCACAGUCCACAGGAAACUGCGGUCACAGGUCAAAGUGGCUAUGUUGCCAUGCCCAAAGUAGCUGAGGCAUCAUACCAUACUGUGCUCUACAUUGUCUUACCUAUCAUGAUGAUGUGCCUGGUGCUGUUUGGUGCAGUGUUGCUAUGGAGACACUGGAGGCUGAAGAACACCAACACCAUCCACUUUGACAACCCCGUGUACCAGAAGACCACAGAGGACGAGUUGCACAUCUGUAGAAACCACAGCCAGGACGGAUACACCUACCCACAGAGACAGAUGGUGAGCCUGGAAGAAGACCUGGCAUGACUAGUAGAAGAAGAAGAACAAGUGGAUAUGAAGAAUUGUAUUUAAAGAGAGAUUUUUGUUUGAAAAAGUGACAAACAUAAACCGAUGGAGGUCAUUUUAACCCUAAUGCUACUGACACGUCCUUUCCAAUCCUAUGAUGAUGACCUCAUCUCGAUGACCUAAGUUCCUGGCUUCCUGUUCCGAAGAUUCCGUUCCGACCUCAACACUGUGCUGCCAUCCAAGACGAAGAAGAAGGAAAAAAGAAACUCAGAAAGAAUAACUUGGUUGCCGUGGAAACCCACCCCCAAAACAAGGAAUGGAUGAAGAAGAAACAUAUACAAACGGAAUCACACAAAAAAUGACUUGGUAGCGUUGUGGUCUCGAACAACCCUGAAGAGAAAAACAUCUGGAGGCCAUUUUGUCAAACAUCGGAAGGACUUGAAAAUGAAAGACACAGUAAAUGCACAGUUGGACUGUAGUCGUCCGUUCUUUCAUAAUGUAAGAGUUCUUACCUAGGUGGCCUGGUCCCAAAUGUAUGUAUUUUAGGCUAACUCCUCGUCAGAGAGAAGAAUAAAUGUCUAAGCACAUAAUGCACAGAUUUGGUACCAGGCUAGGUCCUGGACCUUGGCUCUUUGACACAAGGAAGUUAAAAAUGACAACCAUCUAACACAGCUUCAACUUUGUUUGUUUUUGUUACAUAUCACUUAGCAGCUCUUUUGUAAAUGAGUGUACAUUUGGCUACUUACUGUAAGAUAGGCAAACCUUUGUUCUAAUGUUGCAUAAGAUUGUGCAUAGCACUGUACAGAAGACGUCCUACACUUCCAACCCAUUUGAUUCUUGAGUUCAGUUGGAUCCCACUUCCUUUGUCAGCCUGACGAAAGCACUAGAAAACACAAUUAGCACGACAUGAAGGAUGUGUUGAAGAUUGUGGGUUUCAAACAGGCUGCAGUCAAAAAGCUGUCUUGUCAUAUCUUUUGAAGGUCGAAAACGGUACCUAGUUUGUAUGUUUAUGGUGUACUUAACAAUGGACAUUGAGACCUCUGGAUGGCCUUACCAUCUGACAUUGACACAUGCACGUGCCUAGUCACUUAGCACUGAACAUCACCACAUCUUAAAGUGGAGACUUUCCCAGGGGGGACAUUGAACUAUGGUGUGACACUACUCUGAGCUGAAACGUGUGAGUUGUCGGCCCUACUCUGAGAUGAAACGUGUGAGUUGUCGGCCCUACUCUGAGGUGAAACAUGUGAGUUGUCGGCCCUACUCUGAGAUGAAACGUGUGAGUUGUCGGCCCUACUCUGAGCUGAAACGUGUGAGUUGUCGGCCCUACUCUGAGAUGAAACGUGUGAGUUGUCGGCCCUACUCUGAGGUGAAACGUGUGAGUUGUCGGCCCUACUCUGAGGUGAAACGUGUGAGUUGUCGGCACUAAUCAGAGCUGAAACUUUUGAGUUGUCAUUGGUCUCUUUACAUAUUGGUGCCUUUGCCAUCAUUAAUGCAAGCAUUUCUAUACUCACUCCAGCAAUGUGUGUAAUGUCUAGUGACGUACAUGUUCUUACGGUAUGUGGUAUAUAGUGUCUAGUAGAGCCCAAAUGCCUUAUGACCUCCUUUCACUAUAGUCAACUAUAGCUGACAUGAUAGUUCUCUUGCCUUGGCACGUGCAGCAGACAUUGUCUCUUGGUAAAUAUGAUCUUAUAGCCCCUGUCAACUGUUGCCUUACACAAGUUAGUGAGUUGAGUUGUUGCCUUAUUGCCUUCUAUCUGGUUAUGGCUUUACACGCCUUGUGCAUUUUUGAUAUAUUCCAAUUUGUGCAUCAACAAGUUACAUCCAAAUCAAUAAAUCGAUGAGCAUUGUUUUUGUGGCCAAUUUUAAAGAUGGCUGAAUGCCUGUAGCUGAAGGCUAGUUGAAGGCCAGCAGCUGAAGGCCAGCAGCUGAAGGCCAGCAGCUGAAGGCCAGUAGCUGAAGGCCAGCAGCUGAAGGCCAGUAGCUGAAGGCCAGCAGCUGAAGGCCAGUAGCUGAAGGCCAGCAGCUGAAGGCCAGUAGCUGAAGGCCAGCAGCUGAAGGCCAGCAGCUGAAGGCCAGCAGCUGAAGGCCAGCAGCUGAAGGCCAGCAGCUGAAGGCCAGCAGCUGAAGGCUAGUAGCUGAAGGCUAGUUGAAGGUCAGCAGCUGAAGGCUAGUUGAAGGCCAGCAGCUGAAGGCUAGUUGAAGGCCAGUAGUUCAAUGCUAGUUGAAGGCCAGCAGCUGAAGGCUAGUUGAAGGCCAGUAGCUGAAGGCUAGUUGAAGGCCAACUAAAAGCCACUGGUUUAUGUCUGUAUGCUGCUCACUGUUCUAAAGAGUUAAGCCAUGAAGAAAACACCUUCCGUUUGAUUUUUUUAUUGAGGUGGAAAGCUGACAAAAUAAAUUAUGGUGAAUGAUGUUGAAUGACAUCCUGGUAUGAUAUGAAGAUACUAAUUAUUAUUUUUGAGAAUAUGUAUAUAGUUUGUAUGUUUCUGUAAAUACUACAUCCUCAGUUCACUGUGGUAUCACCCUGUUAAUUUUGUACAUUUUAAAACGUGAAAAAUAUGUUGUACAUAUUACAGAUUUGUUUUAUUUAUUUAUAUAUAUAUACACAUGUAUAAAUAUCUUGAUUGGAUGUUUUAUUUUCCUAAGCUCUCGUGUCUACUGUGAAUGGUUACACAGUUGUUAAUAUUGUCCCAUCAUCAUAACCAACCAACCAAUGUUCAUUAUCUUGAUUCAUUAUCCAUUGAAUCAUUAUCUUGGUUGUGUGAAUGACACUGCUGGUUCUGAACAACAGUGUAAAGUUCAGAUC